Colletotrichum destructivum is the source of this 1803-nucleotide messenger RNA. RefSeq names its product Putative Rab-GAP-TBC domain-containing protein. The transcript is spliced from 7 exons. Bases 1 to 1803 code for a protein of 600 amino acids. The record is from RefSeq and is a predicted model, not a curated record. Lineage: Eukaryota; Fungi; Ascomycota; Sordariomycetes; Glomerellales; Glomerellaceae. Gene Ontology annotation, molecular function: GTPase activator activity. Gene Ontology annotation, cellular component: Golgi apparatus. Gene Ontology annotation, biological process: activation of GTPase activity.
AUGUUCUCCUCUUCAGGGAGUGGGAAGAAGCCCUCGCAACCGCAGGAGAUGGUCCAAGUCGACCGCUCAGAUUCUGCAUCACCGUUUUGGAAACCGCCCCCACGCGAAAACGCACCGAAAAGAACAGGUCGCGAUCCCAAUCUGGUGGUUGGAGCUGCAUAUUCGCACGCCGACAUCCUCAAGUUCGACUCUCUGAACCUCUCCAACUCCUCGUCCCGACCGAAAACUCCUCCGUCAUCUCACUCUACCAAAGGCCGCCCAAGCGAUGCCUCCCCCCCGUCGCGUCCCCAAUCAGGCCUGUCGUCGCCUCCGAUAAAGAGCUAUAUCAACUUCCUCUCCAAUACGAACGAUGACUGGAAGGCGGACGAAGAUGAGGAGGACAUGAUGGGUUACGAGGACGACGAUGGCGACGACUUUGGCUUGCCUAGCCUGUCCAACAUGAAGAGGCGAACGCGCAAGAUGGCCGCGCAAAACAGACCGGACGCAAACGGAGGUCUGUCGCCAAUGGUUGACUCAUUCGGCGGGCUAGGCUUGCACACCAGGAGAUAUUCGAACAGCGCGGAUAUCGCCAUCGAGCGACCUGCUCCGACGUAUCCUAUGCCAAAGAAGAGCGAGGGAAAGAUCCUGCGGCCACAAUACAAGGAAAUACUGAGGGAUCCCGCAAACGCCUUGCAUCUAAUCGACCAUCCCGCCAUACCGGCCAAUGCGACGCCAAAGGAGAUUGACGCCGCCAAUUCCAGGAUAACUCGCAUCAAUAAGUUCAAGAAGCUUCUCCAGGCCUCGACAAUACCAUUACAGGAACUUCGCCAACUCGCUUGGUCCGGCGUUCCCCAAGAAGUCCGCGCAAUGACAUGGCAGCUUCUUUUGAGCUAUUUACCAACAAACAGCGAGAGAAGAGUAGCAACCCUGGAAAGAAAGCGGAAAGAGUAUCUGGAUGGAGUGCGGCAGGCCUUCGAGCGCGGUGGUAGUGUCUCUGGUGGUGGCAGCAGCUCAAGCACUGCGCCGCCAGGAAAAGCCAGAGGCUUGGAUGAGGCAAUCUGGCAUCAGAUCAGCAUCGACGUUCCGAGGACGAAUCCCCACAUCGAGCUCUAUUCGUACGAAGCGACUCAACGGUCACUGGAGCGGAUUUUGUAUCUUUGGGCUGUGCGACAUCCAGCCAGUGGCUACGUGCAGGGCAUCAAUGAUCUAGUGACGCCCUUCUGGCAGGUCUUUUUGAGCACCUACAUUGCCGAUUCUAACAUAGAAUCUGGCAUGGAUCCCGGUCAGCUGCCGAAACCGGUGUUGGACGCUGUGGAGGCCGACUCGUUUUGGUGUUUGACAAAACUCCUUGACGGCAUUCAAGACCACUAUAUUGUGGCCCAGCCAGGCAUCCAAAGGCAAGUUGCUGCCCUCCGUGAUCUCACGGCGCGGAUUGAUGCCGGGCUGGCGAAGCAUUUGGAAAAGGAGCAUGUCGAGUUCAUCCAGUUCAGCUUUCGGUGGAUGAACUGUCUUUUGAUGCGGGAGAUAAGUGUACGAAAUACGAUCAGGAUGUGGGAUACAUACUUGGCCGAGGAGCAAGGUUUCUCGGAAUUCCAUCUAUAUGUGUGCGCGGCUUUCCUGGUCAAAUGGUCGGAUAAGCUGGUCAAGAUGGAUUUCCAGGAAAUAAUGAUGUUUCUGCAAAGCUUGCCCACAAAAUCAUGGACGGAAAAGGACAUCGAGUUGCUGUUGAGUGAGGCUUUCAUUUGGCAGAGUCUCUUCAAGGGGUCAUCAGCGCAUUUGAGAGGACAGCCAAGCCGUACGCCCUCGGCAAACAUGCAGUUGUAA